Molecule: messenger RNA, 16127 nt
Organism: Podarcis lilfordi (Lilford's wall lizard)
Lineage: Eukaryota; Metazoa; Chordata; Lepidosauria; Squamata; Lacertidae
Source: the annotation of a GenBank genome assembly
AUGGAGCAUAUGGAAAAGUUUUCCGCCGGCUUUUCUCAUGGCUUUCUACCAACGGAGAAGCAGAGAAGCCCUAAAUGGCCUUGCAUCUUGAGUUUCUUAUGCAUUAUUCCGCUCCUGGGUCUACUGGCUGCUCGGGAAGGUUUGCUUGAGACGAAAGCAAGAGAGACUGAGGUAAGAUGUGGCCAGUUUUCUUCCAAAUAUUGUGUGCUGUUUUAAUAUCCUGCCUUCCACCCCACCCCAAAUUAGCUCAAGGCGGUUGUUUCAUCCUAACGACAGCCCUGUGGGGUAGGUUAGACGGAGAGAUUGUGACUGACCCAAGAUUGUUCUACUGGACAGGGAUUUGAACUCAGGUCUGCUGCAUUUCACCAUUUAUUUUUCUUUGCUGUGUGGUCAUAUUCUAUGGAAUGGGAACUUUAAUAUUUGCUCAUCUGUUAUAUUAUAUCUCAUGGUGUUGUGAGUUUGUUUGUUUUUUUGCAAGGAGGUCAAAGAUUUGAACUCGGGUCCUGCAUCCCUGUCCACUGGGCAGAAGAGACGGCAAAGAGUUCCAAGUAUUGCCUCUUCAUAUUUCAUUUUUAGAUUCCUGGCAUGGCAGAAAAAGCUUCUGGUGGGGUUAACAGUGCAUGCUUAACUAGAAGUAAGGCCCACCGAUUGAAUUUAUUACUCCACACACCUCUCAAUUUUUUAAUGGUUUCAACUACCUUGCAAGGUAGGUUACGUCGACAGACAGCAGCUGGCCCAAGAUUGCCAACUGAGCUUUCAGGGCUGAGUGAUGGGUUGAACCUCAGUUUCCCCAGACAAUUACCCUCCGUGAAUUAAUUAGUCUAAUCUUUUAUAGCCUUCCAGACUGAUGACUAUCAAAAAUUCCACAGUUUAAAGGUACAUUGUGUGAAGAAGUCCUUGCUUUUUGUCUGUCCUCAAUCUUUUAACACCCAGCUCCUUGGGAUGGCCCAAAAAUCUAGUAUUAUGGAAGAAGGAAUGGAGAAGCCUCUCCUAAACCACUUUCACCAUACUUUGCAACAUUUUUAUACACCUCUAUCCUGCCCACCUCUCCUUGUCCCAAAGUCCAAAUGCUGCAACCUUUCCUCAUGGUGUGUGUGUGUGUGUGUGUGUAUGUGUGUCCACCCCCUUGAUCCUUUUGGCUUCCUUUUUCAGAAGCUUUUCCAUCUCUGCAAGAUCCUUUUUUUUGUGGGGAAGGGACCAAAAAUGGAAGUUUCACACACUCCUUUCUUUCUUUCUUUCCUAAAGAUUUGGGCGUGAGAUCAGACUUUUGACCUACUUACAGAGGCAUUGGAAAAGCACAUGUCUGUGUGCCCUAUAUAAGUUUCAGGACAGAUCCUAAGCUAGAGAAGCGUCUUGUUUCAAUACGGCAUUUCCCCUUCCUCACUCCCGCAAGGGGUAGGACGUUUCAGAGCCGCCUGCUUUUGUGAAGAGAGUGCAGAAUUGGGAGGGGAACUGAAGGAUCAUCUAGUCCAACCCCAGCUGCAACGCGUUGCUAAUCAAGCCGGUUUAUUACAACUACACAGAGGAGGCAAACAGACAAGGAGCUCAAGAUAGCUCGCUCUCACUUCUCCACCCUCCAUUUUUGCCUGACACCAACCCUGCAAGGUAGGGCAGGGCAGGGCUGAGAAGGAGCGACCGGCCCAAGAUCACCCAGUGGGCUCUGUAGCCAAGUGGGGAUUUGAAUGGUGCAGGCUGGUCUAUUAGGGCAAAUGCGGUACUGCCCCACCAACCUCAGCCUGCCCUGGGGCAGCUCCUGAUUGAUAUUUACUUCCAUCCAAUCCAGGGGGUGCCCCUGGCUGCCAGCUUCCUCCCCCUUGGUCUUGCCCCUUGUACAACUCAACAGGGAGGAAGAGGCUGGGGACAAGCAUAGACUUAGUUGGCUCAGCCAGUAGUUGCUCUGGCGCCACCUAGUGUUGGCCUCCCUACCUUCCAACCUACCAGCCUCCAGUGGGCACCAACCACCCCUGGAUUGCAAGCCUGGUAUUUAGAGACAAGGGACGCGCAUGGCGCUGUGGGUUAAACCACAGAGCCUAGGAGUUGCCGAUCAGAAGGUCGGCAGUUCGAAUCCCCGCAACAGGGUGAUCUCCCGUUGCUCGGUCCCUGCUCCUGCCAACCUAGCAGUUCGAAAGCACGUCAAAGUGCAAGUAGAUAAAUAGGUACUGCUCUGGUGGGAAGAUAAACGGCGUUUCCAUGCGCUGCUCUGGUUCGCCAGAAGCAGCUUAGUCAUGCUGGCCACAUGACCCAGAAGCUGUACGCCGGCUCCCUCAGCCAAUAAAGCGAGAUGAGUGCCACAACUCCAGAGUCAGCCACGACUGGACCUAAUGGUCAGGAGUCCCUUUACCUUUACCUUAUUUAGAGACAGGCUGACAGCCUUGAUGCUUAAUAUUUCCAGCUCCAGGCUCCUGAAAAAAGGACCCUGAAACACAAGAGUCUCUGGGGCUGCAACCAGAGAGCUGGCAGCCCUUAAAAAAGCCCAUUUGUGCUUGGCUGCCUUCACUUUAAGGAACCAGCCAGCUCUUUCCCUGGCUCACAGACCUUUCCUGGAAAAAAACAUGUGAGGCUGGGAGUUGGUUGGCAUCAUGUGGCAGAAGAGGCUGAUGGGGCAGAAGGCAGGGAGCCCAACAGCAGGUGGCGCCAGAGACAGUAAGGGGCAGAGCCUACUUAAUUUGAGUUUUGUCCCUGAGACUAAAGAGGAGGAGGACGUUGGCAGGCAGGGCCACCCCCUGGACUUGGUGUAAUAAAAAAGGCAGGCAGAAUGAUGUUGGUGGGGCAGUGCCCCAUUUGCCCUAAUGGAUCAGCCUCCACUGUGUGCAGCUCAUGAGGGCUGUUCAGACCAAGAGCUGCGCACCUAGUGAAAGAUCUUCUGAGUCCAACAUCUCAACUAAGCCAGCUUGGCCUCAGCUCCAAGACCUACCAUUCCUGACAAGAGCCAGGGGGGAAUACAAGGCAGGAUCUGGCAGUUCCUUGUUUCUUUCCCUGUUGAGAUCCAGAGCCCACUUCUCAUGCUAGUUUAACCUUCAGGAUUCCCUUUGCCCUGCAGAAGAGAGGAAUACAAGAAGCUGGCUUUGUAGCAAGCCGUUGGUCCACCUAGCUACACUGACCGGCAGCAGCUCUCCAGGGUUUCAGACUGGGGUCAGUUUACAAAAAUGAAGUGCUGGUCAGAGUUAGUUUUGCCCUCAAACCACCUUGUUCUCUAGACUGUCACCUAGUGGCAGAAUGGCAACAUUAGCUUUUUCAUAAAAGAAAGAGGCGUCCCUUAUAGUCUUCUUUUAGCCUCCCAAAUGAAUGUUCUGCCUAUUGGUAUAUCCGUAGCAGGGCAUGUGUACAUGGCUCGCCCUCCAUUUUAUCCUCGCAACAACCCUGUGAGGUAGGGUAGGGUGAGAGACAGUGACGGGCCCUCGGAUGUGGAAGUAAAAAGGCUUUGUUUUCCUUUUCACUCUGUGUUCAUCACAGGCAGCACAGUUUCCGUUCAGUUCAUCUUCCACCAAAAGCCAGGUUAUUAGUCUCACUGUCCACUGUGGCAAAAUCACAUGGCUUCCAUAAUUAAUAGUGUAAAAGAUGUUAUUCCACCCCCAUUCAUUCAAUUGCAAAUUGGGCAGUGAGGGGGCGAGUAAUAAAUUACAUAUUGUUUGCAGAUGGAACAACAUAUUGUUUGCAGACCGAGCAAAAACAGCGGAUUCUGACUGUAUUUGCUGGAUUGAUUUCCUUUCUGGCCACGGAACAAUUUUUCCGUUUCAGUUUUCAUCCGAACUCUGUGACAUUCCUACCCACAGUCUUCCCAGUGUGAAUCAUGGCUGAGUUGGGUCCAUCACUCUAACCGCUACACCACACUGCCUCUCACAUAACGGGGACCCAACCCAGAGGCUUUGGUGCAAAGCUGACGUGCUGAGCUCUCCUCCUGACCUGCUUGGCUUGGCUUUUUUAAGGCAGAACCUGCUCUUCACGGUUUUCCUCCUGGAAUUCCCCCUUCUCUCCGAGAUGGCAAAUUUCCACCCCAUCCCCAUAGCCGGAAGAAACGCUACACGCUCACGCCAGGUCACCUGAAGUGGGACCACUUCAAUCUCACGUACAAGUAAGGCCAGGAUUUGUAGAAAUACCAAUAGUUUUGGGGGGUGGGGUCAAAUACUUAAUUUUUGCAAUGGAUUUUCUCUCUUAAAUUACAUUUACGCCCGUUGUUUUUACAAAUGUAUAUGCAUUUUUCUGCAUACCUCAAAUACACAUAUUUUUGUACUUGGGGGGAGGGCUCGGCAAACUGCGUCAGAGGCAUGGGAAUUUCAACAUACCGUAUUUUUUGCUCUAUAAGACUCACUUUUUCCAUCCUAAAAAGUAAGGGGAAAUGUGUGUGCGUCUUAUGGAGCGAAUGCAGGCUGCGCAGCUAUCCCAGAAGCCAGAACAGCAAGAGGGAUUGCUGCUUUCACUGUGCAGUGAUCCCUCUUGUUCUGGCUUCUGAGAUUCAGAAUAUUUUUUUUCUUGUUUUCCUCCUCCAAAAACUAGGUGCGUCUUAUGGUCCUGUGCGUCUUAUAGAGCGAAAAAUACGGUAUAUGCAUUUCAAUUUGGCUAACACUGGAGGAAGUGCAAAUUAGGGAUUGUUUGGGGGAAAUGCAUUGCAAUGUAAAUUUCUCUCCCCUUUCCUGGUUUGAAUACUGGUUUCUGGGAAGGGGUGGAAAUGAUAAAGGGGAGGGCUCUGUCUUCCAUCCACACAGACAGUACAGACUUUCCAUUUGGAAGGUGGGCGGACAAGGAAGCCUAGUGGGAGGGGAAAUGGAAUAGUGUGUGCUGCAAAGGGGCAUGGCUGGCUGCAGUUCUGAAGACUUGGAGGGCCACAGUUUCCCAGCCCUGGUCUAGGCUGCAAGCCAAGGUUUCAAACAGGAGGUGUUGGGAUUUAAUCUGGCACCCUUUGCAGGGAUUUGUGAGGGGCUCCCCCAUCUCUCUCGGUUUUUUAAUAUGAUUUUUAUUUCUGAUUUUCAAUUUUAUGCAUUUCAAUCAUUUUACAGUCAUUUUAACAUUUCGAAACUCGACUUCCUUCCCCCUCUUUCUGUGGUUCCUUAAAUUUAUUUUUUUAUAUUUUCUAUUAUUCCAAAUUAACUUACUCAUUUAUUCAUCUAUUUAAAUAUACAUUCUUAUAAAACUGCAGGUUAUUACAAUAAUCCUGCCUGCGUCCUUAUCUGUUUACGGUUUAUUUGCAAAUAUCCAAUAAACCAUUUCCAUUCGUUUAUUAAAAAGUUUAUCUUGAUUUCUUAUUUUUCCGGUAAGUUUUGCCAUUUCUGCAUAUUCCGUAUGUUUUUGUUAUCCAUUCUUCUUUUGUUGGGACGACUUCUUCUUCUUUCCAUUUUUGGGCAAGUAACAUUCUUUCCGCUGUCAUCGCACACAUGAAUAGAUUUCUAUACGGUUUGGGUAGUUCUGUCCCUAUAAUUCCCAACCUCCAUCUCUCUCUGUGUGUGAUACGAUGUGAUCUUCCAAGCCUGGGUGGGGCUGAGCAGCCAUUUCUGGUCGCAAUCCCUCUGGUCUCUAUUAGCUCAAACAGUUCCAAAGCUGCCUCUUAUUUUCAUUCUAAUUCCAUUUCCUUCCAGGAUCCUGUCUUUUCCUAGGAACAUCAUCAACGAGAGCCAGACAAGGAAGGGCCUGUCUGCUGCUUUCCGCAUGUGGAGCGAAGUCUCCCCCUUCAGCUUCCGAGAGGUGCCGCCAAGGGCAGCCAGUGACCUAAAAAUUGGUAGGGGUUCCUCUUAUAGUAGGUGGCACUGUGGGUUAAACCACAGAGCCUAGGACUUGCCGAUCAAAAGGUCGGCGGUUCAAAUCCCCACGACGUGGUGAGCUCCCGUCGCUCAGUCCCUGCUCCUGCCAACCUAGCAGUUCGAAAGCACUUCAAAAAGUGCAAGUAGAUAAAUAGGUACCGCUCCGGCGGGAAGGUAAAUGGCGUUUCUGUGCGCUGCUCUGGUUCGCCAGAAGCAGCUUAGUCAUGCUGGCCACAUGACCCGGAAGCUGUACGCCAGCUCCCUCGGCCAAUAAAGCAAGAUGAGUGACGCAACCCCAGAGUCAGUCAUGACUGGACCUAAUGGUCAGGGGUCCCUUUACCUUUUACCUCUUAUAGUGCUGGUUUCAGAAGAAAACUCUGAAAGAGUGAUGGGGUGUGUGGAAACCCACAGCAACCCCGCUGAGGACUGAACAUGCUCACUGGUUACAGAAUGCUUUGUGUCAGGAUGGAGGGAGGACAAGGAAGAUGGAAUGGAGUGCCCUAGCGGAGGGCAUGGCUGGCUGGAACAUACAAGGUGUGACCAGAACGUUCGGUGAAUGGUCACAGAAAUCGGACAGCGAGAAAUAUUCGAACCUUACAGGCCUUCAAAGUAGGCCCCCUCGGAUACAAUGCGCUGUUGACAACGUUCGUAGAACUGUUGGGGACUUCUGGAAAGUCCUCUUUUCGUACUGCUUUCGGUUCCCUCGUCACAGCAGCUUGGAUGUGUGAAAUGUUGGAAAAUCUGUGCCCUUUCAGUGCAGAUUUCAGUUUUGGAAAAAGAAAGAAAUCUGGUGGGGUCAGAUCGGAAGAAUAUGGGGGGUGGGAGAACUCAGUAACAUCAGUAACGAUUUCACGUGGACUAUGCAAAUCUUCCGCCAUCAUUCAGCUGGACAAACUCAAUAACUCACAAACUCUGUCGACAUUUGCUGCCAUUCUGCUCGUCGAUGGUCUGCCUGACUGAGGGUCAUCUUCGAAGGUUUGCCGCCCAUCACGGAAAUGGUUAAAUGCUUAAAGUUACAGCUUCAUUUCCGUACACAAUUGUGAGCAUUUCGUGGGUUUCCGAGGAUGACUGUAUGUUUGAAUACUUCUCGCUGUCCGAUAUCUGUAACCAUUCACUGAACUUUCCGGUCACACCUUGUAGAACAGCACUGCAACAUUUUGUUGAAGUUACCACUUCGAUAUGGGGAAAGGGCACAGCUCAGUGGUUUUGCAUGAGGAAGGUCCCAGGGUCUAUCUUGGGGAUUCUCCAGGUAUAGCAGGGAAGACUCCCUGUCUCAAACCCUAGAGAGCCAUUGGCGGUCCGUGUGGAUGAUGCUGAGCCAAAUAGACCAAUGGUCUGACUCGGACCAUUAGCGCUUACUCUGGCUCCCACUGCAGGCGUUUGAAACCAAGGGCCCAUGACACCAGCCACAAUCUGUGUCCAUCCCAUAGUUUCUUGAAAAAUGCUCCUGUUUGAUGCGCUUUCCCUCAAAACAGCUUCUGCAUUUUAAGACAUGGAUGUGUGUACAACCUCAGUAUUGGGCAGCCAUCUUGUCUGUUCACCCCGUCUUAGUAAGGACUGUGAUGUUUGCUUCCUUGCACAUAUAUUUCCACAACCCUAGGACAUUUGGAAUCAUCGCAGUAGAAACAAGAAGUAUGGACCUCGGCACUCGCUGAAAAAUUAACUAAGGAAGUCAAGGCAUUACCCAAAAAGAUACACACGCAACAGGCUUUCACUCAAUGUUUUCCCACAAAGAAACUGCAUUUGGAAGGUGCAGUGGGAAGAGGGCAUUGUUGGAUGUGGGGGGUUUCAUUUACUUUGAAAAAUCAAUAAAUAUUUCCCCUUUUCCUUUUUAAAAUUAAACCGUUGGGCAGGCGGGGGCCGAGGGCAGACUUCCACCGUGAUUAAGUGAUCCCAUUUCAUCAUUUUCAUUUCUCCCCAGGCUUCUAUUCCAUAAACCAUACAGACUGCCUGGAGUCCAGUAUCCACCACUGUUUUGAUGGGACAACGGGAGAGCUUGCCCACGCCUUUUUCCCUCAGACAGGCGAGAUCCAUUUUGACGACCAUGAAUACUGGAUUGUGGGCAACACAAGGUUCAGCUGGAAAAAGGGUAAGGGAAUCACGUGUCUCGAUUCUUGAGGCCGACGUCAUCGUGGGUAACAUUUGGUGCCAUUCCUCAUUUCCUCAUGGAAUUUACACAUAGCUCUUCUUGUGUGUGAUUUUGCAAGUGCUUUCCGGGUUUCUUUCUUUCUUUUUUAAAAAACAAGUUUCUAGUCCCUUUGGUCCUGAAAAAUAUGCAUUCUUUCCCUGAAAAAAUUCUGGACACUGAAGUUUUAUCAGGGGUUUCUGGGACUACAUUGCCCGUAGUUAUUGAGAGAAAGGAUGUGCUUCGAAUGUGCUGUGAAUAUACUGUGUGAACUCAGCCUUGUCGCAUACAUUAUGCAAAUAUACUCAGUCAUAAUAAAUGCAAAUACAGGUCACAGGAAUUCUCAGUCACUCAGAGGCCGCCUACAAUCCUUCAGAGUACACCCCCCUGCAAAAGAUCCUGGGAACUGUAGCUUGUUAAGGGUGCUGGGAAUUUUAGCUCUGUGAGAGGCAAAUUAAAGUUCCCAGGAUUCUUGGGGGCGGGGCACAUUGGAAUAUACUUUAAUCCUAUAAUGCAUACAACCUCACUUUCUUUUCAGCGCAGAUACUUUUAAAAUAUCGAUUUAUUUUUAUUCUUGUUUGGGGAGGCCUGUCAGGCUCCUUACACUGUUUGGCUGGGAGUGGGAACUGUUAAAAACAGAAAGCUGCCUGCAAUCCUCUUGAGUGGUUUGCUAGACAAUUAAGAUGUGCCCAGACUCUUCCCAUGAGGAGCAUCAAAGCUUUCUGAUGCGUUGACCUUCGUUGGGGUUGACUUAGAUUAGACAGCUUUCCCCCCCCCCCCCCUCCUGGUUCCACGUCUGUCUUGCCAGACAUCAGGGGGAGAAAAAUGUCUGCGACGUGAGCUGACGAAGGACUUCUGCACACAGAACGUUCCAGAUUUAGGGGUAGCUGGUCCAGAUUCAGUUUUCAGUGACUCAGUGGGGCUGCUGCAACCACAGUUGCACAAACCCUUCCCACCCCAGCAUAGAUCCAGGCAGUUGUGCUAUCAGUGGGGAGAGGUUUUGCCUUGUUCCUUCCCUUGAUUUCUCGUCCAAAAGAAAAGAAAAAGGGGUGGGGGAGGGCUGUUUACAUUUUUGUUCACUUGGAUCACCAGAUUUCCUGCAGACGUGGACAUUUUGUGGGCAGCAGAUGCCUCCAUUACGGACCGGGUUGCUCUUUUAAAAGGCUCCACUUGACAUUAAAUUCUAAGCAGAUGGGUCUUUAAUAGGGAUGGGAAGUGGCUGCAACAAUUGUUGUCCCCACCCCAGCCUAGCCACCUUUAUUUUUUCAAACCUCCCAAUUUUUUAACCCUACAACAGUCCUCACAGUGUGACCAGAUGGAGAAUUUGGACACAUACCAGAACUUCAGGCCCUCCUAGUGUCCCUAUUUUCCAGGGACGUCCCUGAUUUAGAAAAGCCAUUCCAGUUUCUGAUUUGAUCCUGAAAUGUCCUGCUUUUCCUUAGGAUGUCCCUAUUUUCAUUGGAAAUGUUGGAGGGUAUCCGACCCCUGAGUCAUCUGAAGGCAGCCCUGUAUAGGGAAGUUUUUAAAAAGUGUUUAAUAUUUUAUUAUGUUUUUAUAUAUGUUGCUCAGAGUGCUGCGGCAACCCAGUAAGAUGUGUGGGGUAUAAAUUAUAAUUAUGGAAUUGGGACGUCCCUAUUUUCAUCAGAGAAAUGUUGGAGGGUAUGGGACUUUAGAUUGGCACACUUGACGCAGAUCAAAUAGCGUGGCAAAUCUGCUUUUGUUUUUAAAAAUUAACUUUGGCGGUUAAGAAAGCUACAGUGAUAUGUGUUAAAAAUUCGCAGUGGGUGAAUGAUUAAUGGGGAGACAUGUACAGUGGUAUCUUGGGUUACAUACGCUUCAGGUUACAUACGCUUCAGGUUACAGACUCCGCUAACCCAGAAAUAGUACCUCAGGUUAAGAACUUUACCUCAGGAUGAGAACAGAAAUCGCGCGGCGGCAGCGGGAGGCCCCAUUAGCUAAAGUGGUACCUCAGGUUAAGAACAGUUUCAGGUUAAGAAUGGACCUCCAGAACAAAUUAAGUCCUUAACCCGAGGUACCACUGUAAAAGUAAAUUGGGAUGAGUGCUCAGGGCUUCUUUUCAGCUAGAACUCACUAGAACUUAGUUCUGGCACCUCUCAGGUGGGUGCCAUUGCCAUUAUAAGAGGAGGUGUUCAUGGUGGGUUCCAGCACCUCUUUUUCUAGAAAAACAGCACUGAGUGCAACCGCCCUGUAAACAAAUGAGAGUGAACGUGCAAUAAAGCCUGGAAAUAGUCUAACCGCCUUUUAACAUUGGUGCAAGCAGGUCAGGAUGAAUGCUGGAGACAGGGCUAGAAGAGAAAUAUGGGUCAGACUGCAUUUAAAGGUGAACUUUCCUAAUUCACACCAUUAUUGCUAAGAUCUCUCAGAGCUGUUAGGAAGCCCCUCUUCCCUUCCCAGAGCUACAAUUCCCAGAGUUCCCUGGGAAGAGAGAUUGCCUUGGGAAUUGUAGUUCUGUGAGGGGAGAUUUCGCCUCACAACUCUCCGUGUCCCUUAACAAAUGACAAUUCCCAGAAUUCUUUGGGGGGAAGCCAUGACUGUUGAAAGUAAUAUCACAGUGCUUUAAACUUAUGGUGUGAAGGUGGCCUUAAGUUUUAUCUGUUGGGAAAGUGAGGCUAACCUUUGCCCUUGUCCUUAUUGCUUGCUUUGUUUUAUAGUUCAACUUCCCAUGACGGGGUUGACUACUAGGCUAAUAGAAGACCCCCUGCUUGCCAGGCCCAAAGAGGCAAAACCAGCCCACAAAAUUCAGGUCAUAAGUUCCUGGGUUGUGGUUUCCAGGCAUGAGGUGGGUUGCUCUGACCAGUAGAAACCCUCCAUUAAAACCCAGAGCCGUGAAAUCACUGGAGAGAAAUGCGCUUAACUGCCGGCUCUCACAUCUUUCUGGUUCCACGCACAGAUUUGCUGAGGUGCCAGACCUUGUGAAAUGUGAAUGGCUGGCUUCCACCUCUGAAAGUCUAUCUACCGGUACAUUCUGGCUUGAUAGGGAAGGAUUUCCCAUGUGUCCUGUCUUGAGAUGGCUUUGCAAGCAUGUUUCGUAUUUAGGAGAAAAUAGAAAGGUGUUGCAUCACCUUGGGGUUUAUUGUGCGUAAACACCGGCUGGAUCUAUACUGAUUUGUAAAAACGCUUUAAAUAAAGUUACACAGCUCUCAAUGCAAUGUUACACUGAUGAUUUUAAAUUGUUCUGCAGAGCCUUCUGGUGUCACAUGUUUAUAACACAUUUAUAAUGUUUUUACUGACAGUAUAGAUUAGUUCACCGCCAUCACCACAGAUUUCACAGCUCUUCCACUUUGGGCCAAGGGUGGGGGUGAAUGGACAUUUUAAAGAUUGCUUCCUGCCAACAAGGCAUCUUGUCUCCAAAUAAGAUUGAUAAAACCCAACUGGUAGAUUGUAAAAGGUUUUGCUUGGCUUGCUCUCCAUCCAACUCUCCUGACUGCUUUUUGUGGUGAAAAGGUGGCAUCAACCCGAACUCUGAACCCCGGUGUGUGAGCAUCAUUGUGAUCUCAGGUUGAAAUUGGAUUGCACUGAGCUAGGUGGACCCAAUGGUCUGUUCCGGUGAAAGGUGGCUUUGUACAUCCGGUUGGUGCUCUGUUCUGUUGCCUUAUUGAUUUAAGGACACUGAUUAUUUCCCUCCACCUUUCUAUCUCUCUCUCUAUCUUUAGGUGUUUGGCUUACAGACCUGGUCCACGUUGCAGCCCACGAAAUCGGCCAUGCUUUGGGCCUCAUGCACUCCCUGGACCCCAAUGCCUUGAUGCACAUCAAUGCCACCCUGACUGGGAAAAACACCAUUUCGCAGGACGAGAUGUGGGGGAUCUUCCGCCUUUACGGUGAGCGAGAGCAUUGUUGGCUGCAAGGAGGGAAAGCAAGGACUCAACCAGCAAUUGCACGGUUAAGCACUGUUAGCUCUUCUGCUGCCCUGUCCCUUCAAGCAUUGUGUUGGUUGCUUCAUGUGCAAAUUGGCCUGAGAGGUGAGAGUGGAGACUGGCUUCUAGCUCAGUGGCAAUGGUGGCUCCCUGGAGGAGGGGUUAAAAAGCCCUUUGUGGAUUGGGUUCAGGCAAGGGAGGGGGCUCUUAGAAGUGGGAGGCUGAAAAGGGGCUAGAUGAUGAGCUUAUAGGGGCCAAAUUAUAUGUUGUUUUAUUUUUUAAAAAUAAUUUCAUUUCUAUCUUGCCUUUCUUCAAGGAGCUCAUGGUGACAUAUUUAUUAACUUUAUAUCCUGCCGUUUCUCCAAAAAGGAGCCCAGAGUGGCAAGCAGCAGAUGAUAAAACAAUUUUAAUAAAAUUAACACUUUAAAAUUAGAGUAUGGGGCAACUGGAUAUUCCUGCAUUGCAGGGGGUUGGACUAGAUCAGGGGUCAGCAAAAAUUUUCAGCAGGGGGCCGGUCCACUGUCCCUCAGACCUUGUGGGGGGCCGGACUAUAUUUUGAAAAGAAAAAAAAAAUGAACGAAUUCCUAUGCCCCACAAAUAACCCAGAGAUACAUUUUAAAUAAAAGCACACAUUCUACUCAUGUAAAAACAUGCUGAUUCCCGGACCGUCCGUGGGCCAGAUUUAGAAGGCAAUUGGGCCAGAUCCGGCCCCCGGUCCUUAGUUUGCCUACCCCUGGACUAGAUGAUCGUCAGGGUCCCUUCCAACUCUGCAAUUCUAUGAUUCCUCUAGGAAAACACCUUUUAAACAAUUCCAGCACACAUGGCAGGCUGUAUGUGGCUCCCCCCACAUUUUAUUCUCACAACAACCCUGUGAGGUAGGCUAGAGUGAGAGACAGGGACUGGCCCCAAGCUAGCCCUGCAAGGAGAUCUUCACGGCUGUGUUGUGGGAUUUGAACCCUGGUCUCCCAGGAACCUAGAGUCUGGCACUCUAACCACUACGCCAAGCUGCCUUCUUGAGUGCCAGUUUGCCUGUUUCUUGCUGCUUCCUUGCAGAAACGUGUUUACAUCGGUGGCUCUCUCUCCUCUCCUGAAAGCAGCAUUUAUCCCUGCAGGCUUGCACCGCACGCCUUCAGUUUGGAAGUUACUGGCUCCAACUUCCCCAGAUUUCCUGAGGCUGGGCCUCUGAAAACUAGUAUUGGGGAGAGAAAAUGAUACGUUUCUGGUCCAUCAUAGAAAUUCUGUGAAAUGCUAUAUUUACAGCGGAGGGUGAGGUGGGGUGAGGAGAAAACGGCCUGAUGAGAACAUAGCUCUGGCAGCGGAGGGCUCAGAGGCCAGCCUUGUUUUCCUACAGUUUGAAAAAAGGGUUGAAUUGGCAUUGCCGUCGAAGGACUGCUUUCUGUGCCAAGCCUGUGCCACCUCCCCAGUCGCACGUUUCACUCCUUCUAAUAAGUGCCGAUAGCUGUGAAGCCAAAACAGGCCAUAGCUGAGCUUGAUUUUCCUUUUCUUUUCUUUUCUUUUUGGGGGGGGGGGUGUUCUAAUGUAUUAUAUGAUCUUAGCCUUGCUGAUGCAGCCAGGUUUAUUUAUUUCCUUCCCAUUUCUCCUUUGACCUGGGCAUCUUUUAAGACUCAGGGUCAGAAGGUAACCUGGAGGUAGGCCAACGUUCCUGCUCCGCUCAGGAUCGCCAGUGCUGGAUGUAAAACACAAGGAGGGGGGCAUUUUUGCAGCCCCCAAGGGCCGGCAUUGUCUCCUAGGGCCACCUGCCAGAAGUGGGCGGGGCCAGAGGAAAAAAGUAGGCGGAGCAAUGGAUGCAUGACUCUUAAUCCUUUGCACAGCAAGAUUCUUCUUACGUUCUGGUGACCUGGCAAGUUUUCACAUACAGUGGUACCUCGGGUUACAUACGCUUCAGGUUACAUACACUUCAGGUUACAGACUCCGCUAACCCAGAAAUAGUAUCUCGGGUUAAGAACUUUGCUUCAGGAUGAGAACAGAAAUCGGGCUCUGGCAGCGCAGCAGCAGCAGGAGGCCCCAUUAGCUGAAGUGGUGCUUCAGGUUAAGAACAGUUUCAGGUUAAGAACAGACCUCCAGAACGAAUUAAGUACUUAACCCAAGGUACCACUGUAUAUUUGUAAAUAUGCUUCUUCCACUCAAGCCAUCCACCCUCCAAGCAUGCUUUUUCAACUGUUGGAGCAAAGAAAAAUUAAAGACUCGUCUGAAAGAUCAGCUACCUUGGACGACUCCUGUACAAAGUUUUUCAUGCUGGCUGGUUGCUACAGGAACCUUUACCCAGUAACUAGUGCCUUGAGCUUGCUUUCUUCCACCUCCCUCCCCAUAUCUUUUCCUUUUCUGCUCUUUCAUAAGCCUGAAGGCAUGGGCUGUCUUACCACUGAUAUCUGUAAGCCACUCCUGAAAAGCAGGAUUAAAAAAAUGCUUCCAAUAAGUAAAUAUGUGGGUACAGUUCCGCUGACAGGACCAACAUUGGUUGAAAUCAAAGUACACAAAGUUCAAUCAGCUUUUUAAAAGUUUUUAUUGCCACCUUUAAUGAAUCUUCCUAUUUCAGGCUGUAAAGAUCGAAUCUUCAUAUGUCCUUCAUGGUCUCAGAAAGGCUACUGCAGAACGCGCAGGAAGUUUAUGAAGAAAAAUUGUCCAUAUAGCUGCGACUUUUGCUCAGGUAAUGAAUAUGCUUUGCUUGGAUUCUAGCAUUCAAGGAUAUCUGCUUCUAAGAGGGAUAUAUAAUAUAUUUAUAAGCAAUAAACGCAAGGGGAGAAUGCUCUUUUGCUAGGCUGAUAGCUUGGCCUGUCCAGGAUAAUGGGCUGAUAUUUUAUUAAUGGGAGCUAAUGACAGGCUACAUUCUCCUGAUAGCUGGGAGUCUCUCUCUGGUGUUUGGAAUGCAACAUCCAAGAGAGUUUAGGAAGAUAGGAUGCCUCAUGGGAAGCGAUUCAUAAAUGAUAAUAUGAUCAUGUAUUUUUUAAUAGAAAAUUUAUAUACCUUUACUCAUUUUUUAAAAAAAUCCGAGUGGUUUACAACAACCACUCAUGAAGCCAUUAAAACAUUUAAGAUCAGAUAUCGGAUAACUGUUGUUUGUUAAUUGCCUGCGUAAGCCUGGAGGCAUAGAAGUUUUCAGCAGGCAUUUAAAAGUUGAAAAACAAGGUGCCUGAUGAAUCUCUAUGGGCUGAGUUCCCACAUGACUGGGCCAAUGACACUAAAGGCUGCAUUUUGUGUUGAUUUCAAAUUAGCAUCACUGAUUGGGGGAACGACCAGCUAUGCUCCUGCAAGUUAUCAAACCAGAAUAUAAGGGUUCAUGUGGUCCCGGAGUUGUUCAGGGCUUUGUUAAGACAAGGCCCUUGAACCUGGCUCAGUAGCAGUUGCGUCAGGGAUUCUUAAGAUGUGAUUCCUGCAUUGCAGCAGGGGGUUGAUCCCUGGGGAGCCUUUCAACCCAGUGUUUUUUACACUGGCUGGCAGCAGCUCUUCAGGUUUUCAGAUUGGGGUCUCUCUCAACCCUGCUGGGGAUUGAACCUGGCACCUUCUGCAUGCAAGGCUGAUGCUCUAACCACUGAACUCCAGCCCUUCCCCAAGAUUCCUCGAUUUUCAAAAUUAGUAAGACAACAGCAGGAAAACAAUCGUGUAAUCCUAAAUCUGUAGCUCAACGAUGACAAUAUAUCCUUUUUGUUUUGAUCCCCCUUCCCUUCCUUGUUCUGCCGGCAGAAUUCCCAUUCCCAACGGUGAUGCCAACGCCGCUUCCCCCGAGGAUGAAAACGAGGAUUGUUCCCGAAGGCAGAAACGUUACCUUCCGCUGUGGCCAGAAGAUCAUUCAUAAAAAAGGCAAAGUUUAGUAAGUAAUCUCACUUGGGGGUGAGCCAGACAUGCAUGCAUGUCUCUUUAACUUUUUGGUUUGGAAUGUGUGUCUGUAUGUGAUCUUUGGGAAUCAUUAGAAUUGUGCAGUUGGAAGGAAACCCAAAGCUCAUCUAGUCCAACUCGCUGCAAUGCAGGAAAGCGGGUUACCUUGAAUUAGGGACAACCAGCACCAGGGGUUACAUAGAAAGCUGACUUAUACUGAGUCAACCAUUCCUUGGUUCCAGUCACCCUCUUGUGCACAUGUUCCAGCUUGUCGAUAUCCUACUUAAAAUGAGGCGCCCAGAACUGGACACAGGACUCUAGGGCAUGGUUAAAGGGAUAAAACCUGGUGAAUAUCAACCUUCCCCUCUUGCUUUUCCCACACACAGCUGGUAUAAAGAGAAGGAGCUUCUGGAAUACUCCUAUCCAGGAUACCUGUCUCUGAAUGACGACCACAUGAGCAUCAUAGCCAACGUCAUCAAUGAAGGGACCUAUACUUGUGUAGUGAAGAAAAAGUCUCAGAUCCUCACCACAUAUUCCUGGAGGGUCAGGCUGAAGCACUAA